This is a messenger RNA of Aethalodelphis obliquidens (Pacific white-sided dolphin), 2714 nucleotides long. It is a transcript of the gene MYBPH, whose product is annotated as myosin binding protein H. Gene Ontology annotation, molecular function: protein binding. The coding region runs from base 638 to 2443 and encodes 601 amino acids. Gene Ontology annotation, biological process: sarcomere organization. NCBI's taxonomy places the organism in Eukaryota, Metazoa, Chordata, Mammalia, Artiodactyla, Delphinidae. Gene Ontology annotation, cellular component: M band. The record is from RefSeq and is a predicted model, not a curated record. The transcript has 12 exons.
GGAAGGGAAUUCCAGACGCGUCUAGACCUGGAACUCCACCUUUCAAGGCAGCAGUGGGAACUGCACAACCUUUCCCCUCCUAGACCACCAGCAUCUAACUGCUCAAACUGUCCUGCCCUACCCACCCACAGGACUACGCUGUGAGCUGUGUGUUGAGGCUGGGCGCCCAGGCCAAUAAGCUGGUGAUGGGUAUCUCCACUUUUGGGAGGAGCUUCACCCUGGCCUCUUCCAAGACAGAUGUGGGAGCCCCGACCUCAGGGCCAGGAAUACCAGGUCGGUUCACCAAGGAGAAAGGGACCCUCACCUACUAUGAGGUAUGAGCUGGGGAGAAGGUAAGAUUUCCCGGGGCACCCGCAGCCCCGGGGAAGCUGAGCCUCCCACCCCACCCACACUGUACUCCUUUGGAAAUUAAAAAAAAUGUUCCAGCAGACCUAGCACUCUGGAGAAGAGGGAGGAGGAGGCCAGGCACAUCCUGUCUGCACCCACUCUGGCCACUAAGUUGGGGCCUUCCUUCUAGCCCAGGAAAAAACAAUGGCCAAGAGGUAGGUUCUUUUGUUUCGGCCCAUCCUCUGCUGCUCUGUGCUGCCUUGGGCCGGUCCUCAGUGUCAAAGCACUAUUUCCCACAUCCCUGUUUAAGAUGCAGGAAGCUAAUCAGAGCCCCCAUAAUGCCCUCAGGUUACAGCAGCUACAGAAUCCUGGGAUCUUUGCAUCUGUUUUAAGUAAAGUUGUGCGAAGCCUGCAGUCUCUAGGGGAAGAUGUAGCCUGCAGGAAGAAGCAAGGGGCUGAGAGAUUUGGGCUGUGGUGUCCCCCUGGUGACCCGCAAAGUCUCAGCACAGCUCCCCACACCACGCCUGCCCUGUUCUCUGUUCAGAUCUGUGACUUUCUCCGCGGAGCCACGGUCCAUAGACUCCUUGGUCAGCAGGUCCCCUAUGCCACUAAGGGCAACCAGUGGGUGGGGUAUGACGACCAGGAGAGCAUCAAAAACAAGCCCGACCCUCCAGCAAUCCUUGCAAUGAGAGGAAAAGCCACCCGGGAAGCCCUUGCCUGUGGUCCGGAGGAGACUGCCUCUGAGUCUGCAAAUGUGCCCACGACAGAGCCCUCUGGAGAAAUGGCGGCACCGAAGUCUACCGGGGAAGAGCAGGCUCCCAAACCACAGGAGCCUGCCCCUCAGGCACCUGCCCCCGCAGCCUCUAAACCCGCACCUCCAAGUGAAGAUGUCCCCAGUGCCCCGCUGCUGCUGGCUGUGGAGGACGUGAGUGACAGCUCGGUGACUGUGAGCUGGGAACCCCCGGAGAGGCUAGGGAAGCUGGGGCUCCAGGGCUAUGUUCUGGAACUCCGCCGAGAGGGAGCCUUGGAGUGGGUGCCUGUGAAUUCCCGGCCCAUGAUGGUGACCCAGCAGACCGUGCGGAACCUGGCUCUAGGUGACAAGUUCUUCAUACGUGUGGCUGCAGUGAGCUCUGCAGGGGCUGGCCCACCAGCUGUGCUGGACCAGCCUGUCCACAUCCAAGAGAUCAUUGAGGCCCCCAAGAUCCGCGUUCCCCGCCACCUUCGUCAGACCUAUGUCCGUCAGGUGGGAGAGAUGAUUAACCUGCAAAUCCCCUUCCAGGGGAAUCCCAAGCCUCAGGCCUCGUGGACCCACAACGGUCACGCCCUGGACAGCCAGCGGGUGAAUGUGCGCACCGGGGACCAGGACUCCAUCCUCUUCAUCCGCUCAGCCCAGCGCUCCGACUCAGGCUGCUAUGAGCUCACGGUACAGCUGGAAGGCCUGGAGGCCAAGGCAGCCAUCGACAUCCUGGUGAUCGAUAAACCUGGAUCCCCCAGCAGCAUCAGGCUACUGGAUGUCUGGGGCUGCAACGCUGCCCUCGAGUGGACACCACCCCAGGACACAGGCAACACAGAGAUCCUGGGCUACACAGUGCAGAAGGCAGACAAAAAGACAGGGCAAUGGUUCACAGUGCUGGAGCGCUACCACCCGACCACCUGCACUAUCUCAGACCUCAUCGUGGGUAACUCUUACUCCUUCCGAGUCUUCUCGGAAAACCGGUGUGGACUCAGUGCCUCGGCGGCCGUCACCAAGGAGCUCGCCCACAUCCAGAAGACAGAUAUUGUUGCCAAACCUAAAAGUUUUGUUGAGCGAGACUUCUCAGAAGCCCCCUCGUUCACCCAGCCCCUGGCUGACCACACCUCCACCCCUGGCUACAGCACGCAGCUCUUCUGCAGUGUCCGAGCGUCACCCAAGCCCAGGAUCAUCUGGAUGAAAAACAAGAUGGACAUCCAGGGUGAUCCCAAAUACCGCGCCCUCUCUGAGCAAGGUGUCUGCACCCUGGAGAUCCGGAAACCCAGCCCCUUCGAUUCCGGGGUCUACACCUGCAAGGCCAUCAAUGUGCUGGGGGAGGCAUCUGUGGACUGCCGGCUGGAGGUCAAAGCCUCAGCCACACACUGAAGAGCCACUGGUGGAGGCUGUGAUGAGCAGGAAGGUGCUGCAGGCCUGAGAGUUCAGGGCGGCCAGGCCCAGAAUCAAGCUCCACGGAGGCCAGAGGUCCCCAUCUCCAUAGUGAUGACUGAUGGCUUUGCUCCUUGGUACCUGCCUAGCAGGCCCCAGGCCAGGCUUCCUGGAUACAAGGGGCCCUGGAAAGUGCAGAGGCUGGAGCGCUCCUGCAGGGAGCUGUACACUGGGCGAGAAGCACUUGAAUAAAGGUGUGUGGUGAUACAGU